Molecule: messenger RNA, 1556 nt
Organism: Periophthalmus magnuspinnatus
Lineage: Eukaryota; Metazoa; Chordata; Actinopteri; Gobiiformes; Gobiidae
Product: proteinase-activated receptor 4
Exons: 2
Coding region: 168-1367 (399 amino acids)
Biological process (GO): phospholipase C-activating G protein-coupled receptor signaling pathway; positive regulation of Rho protein signal transduction
Cellular component (GO): membrane
Molecular function (GO): G protein-coupled receptor activity
Source: RefSeq, a predicted model, not a curated record
ACCGGACUGAACCAGGACUAGAGUAGGAUUACGGCACAUCAGAACUGGGUCUAAACCUGGUCUAAAGCAGGAAUUAAACAACGACAAAACCAGGUCUGGACCUGGUCUGAACCAGGGCACUGAACCACAUCUGGGCUGGUCCAAUCCAAGACUAAAGAGGGACUAAGAUGAAGCCCAUGUGGCCCCUGGUCCUGGUCCUGAUCUGGACUUUGGACUUGGUCUGUGGUGAAGAUCCUCCAGACGCCUGCUCCUCCAUGACAGUCCGCCUGCGGUCGUUCCGAAUCAUCACGUCUCCUUGUAACUUCACCACUCUGAGGGAGUCUCAGCUGGAUUCGGUCCAGUCCUGGUCCCUGGUCCUGGUCCUGCCCCUGGUCCAGAUCCUGGUCUUGGUCCUGGCUCUGCCCUCAAACCUCGUGGCUUUGUGGAUCUUGUUGUUUCGGUCCAAACGAACGGCAUCGACGUCUCUGUUGGUAACGUUGACCGUGUGUGACCUCAUGGUGCUGUUGGCGCUGCCGUUUCGCGCCGUGUACCACCUCUCUGGAAACCACUGGGUCCUGGGUGAGGCGCUGUGUCGCCUGGUGGUGGCGCUGUUCUACGGUAACAUGUACGGCUCGGUGCUGUGCCUGGCCUUUAUCGCGACUGAUCGCUACGUGGCGCUGGUGCACCCGUUCAGAGCUAAACUGUUUCGCUCGCGCCGCACGUCGCUGGUCAUGGUCCUGGGGGUGUGGCUAACGGUUGCCGCGGCGAUGCUGCCGUUGCUCCUGACACGUCAGACCUUUGACCUGGAUGAGCCGCGCAUCACCACGUGUCACGACGCGCUGCCGCAGAGCCAGGAGGAGGCGCUGUUCCUGCCGUACUUUUUGUGCUUGUUCUGCCUGUGCUUCGCAGUGCCGCUGGUCGUGGUUGUCUUCUGUCACGGGGCGAUUCUGCACACGCUGCUGCGUCAUGGCGAGCGUCACAACGGUGAACGCUAUCACAGCGAGCGUUACGGACGCGCAGUCAGGGCCACGGCACUAGUGCUGCUUGUAUUCGCUCUGAGCUUUAUCCCGAGUAACGUUCUACUGCUGCUGUCUCUGACAGAUGACAGCGAGGGGGCGGAGCCUGACCUCUACGCGCCGUAUAUGCUCAGUCUGGCUUUGAGCGCCGUCAACACACUCCUGGACCCGUUCAUCUACUACUACAUCUCCAGCGAUUUCAGGGACAAGGCACUCAACGCCAUCUGCUGCCGCCGCCACCGCACUGCAGUCUCAGCAGCGCCACGACAACCGACCAAACUCACGCUGCUGUCCCCGCCCACCAACCCCAGCGCAGACCCGCCCACGAACCAGAGCACAGACCCACCCACCAACCACAGCACAGAUGUCUGACCUGGGGGUGGGCUCAGAGGAGCCACUGAAGCAACAGCCAAUCACAGAGCAGGAAACUAGAGGAGCUGUGAUUCUACUGUCAUUUUAUUUUAAUGAAAAAUCUACAGUAAAGAAAACACUAUCGAAACAAAUGCACAAAUGUUUAAAUAAAGAUUUUAUGUUUCACCUGGAGCUGAGGUUCUGCUUUCA